GUGUCCAAGGGCCCUUUAUGACCCGUGGUGACAGAGGUGCUGCUGGUGACACGGCCACAGUGUCAACAGUGCUCCUCGGAGCAGGCGACGGGACAGGACGGGACAGAGCGGUGCUGUGCGGAGCCCCCGCGCAGCCAACUCGUGCCUUGCUGACCCGGAGAUUUUGGAGGAUUUUCUCGCUUUCAGGUGACCUCGAGGCAUUUCCACAGGACUUGGAGACCCGGAGUUUCUCCGAGGUGUCUCUAAUCCCUGUGGCAGGUGCCCUUGAGACCCUUUUGCAGGACUUGGAGACCCGGAGCUUCUCCGAGGUGUCUCCAAUCCCUGCGGCAGGUGGCCUCAAGGCCAUUCUGCAACUUAGGCCCGGAGUUUCUCCGAGGUUCUCUUUCUCUCUUGCAGGUGCCCUGGACACCAGACUGUGGCAUGGCAGGGAGACGCUUCAGCCUGCUCAGGCUGUUCCGGAGGAAGAAGGAGGAGGAAAGCCCUGGAGCUGCUCCAGCACAGCAGCCUGAAGAGGUGCAGCAGGUGCAGCCCCCGCAGGAGGAUGCAGGCCAGGAGCGGACAGAAGAGCAGCUCCGUGCCCGUGGCCGCUUCCGCAGGGCAGCACAGCUGGUUUGCAGAUUCAUCAGGGGCAUUUGGCAUGAAGAGGCCACUUUCAUGGCCACUGGGGACACGGCAAACUCAGACCUCUUCAAUGCCCAGACCAGCGCUGCCCUGCUGGAUUUGCUUGUGGAGAACGGUGUCUACAAAGCGAAGCAAGUGCCGGCCAUAGUCAGGUGCAUCCAUCAGUGGCUCACGUCCAAUGUGUCUGCUGAGCACAGGCUGGACAAGACUCUUGUCCUGCUGACCGAGGCACACCCCACGGAUGUUGCAGUGACCCUGCUGCGCUCUGCCCCAGCCUGUGACAGAGCUGCUCGCACCAUGUGGAAGACGCUCAUCUCCUCCAGACGGACUAAGGAGCCGGUGCUGCAGAUCCUCUUCCAUGUGCUGGAAUACUGGCCAGCGCACAGGAGACGCACCUCUGAUGGGGAUGAGAGGGAUGUCUUUGCCCUGGCUGCAACUGUGGCACUCUGGGAGAUCCUCCAGCUGUCCCACUCCUGGUGCCCAGGGGGAGUGAAGAACAAUUCCCCCCGCCUCCUUCUGACUCUGCUCUUCCAAGUUUUCAUCAGCACAGAGGAGAUGUCAGAGGAGGUCGAGACCUUCUGGAGGCGAUGCCGGGAGCAGCGCAGCCUUCCCCCCAACCCCAACAGGUUUGCAGUGCAGACCGUUAAAGCCCUGCUGCGCCAGCUGCUGGAUGAGGACGUGCUGAUGGCGAUCGGUCGCAAGUGUGGCUGGGACAUGCUCCUCAAGGCUGACACCCACCACUAUGCAGUGGGUCUGCUGGCCAGGGAGCUGUGCCGUUUCUCCCGCUCCUUCUGCCGCAGCAUCGCCGUCAGCCUGCUCCCGCGGCUCAGCAGGGGAGAGCCCCUGUGGGAACUGCCUGCCCUGGCGUUCCUGGUGGAGGUCCUGCACUGCCUGAACCCCAGACAAUGUGGGCCCAGCGUCCUGCAGAUCAUUUCCAGGCACCUGCGCAGGCAGUGCCCGGAGAGGCGUCGCCUGGCGCUCCGAGGCCUGCUGGUGCUCAGCAAGGCUCCCUCAAUGGCUAAGAGCAUCCGGAGCCUGAAUGAAAGCCUCCUGGAGCUACUGCAGGAUGCAGACACAGACACAGUUCAGAUGACUCUCUCUGUGUUCAUCAAUGUGCUGGGCUUGAAAGUCAUCGAAAUAUCCAGCCCAAUAGCCCUGAAGUUGCUUGAGGUGCUGCGGCCACUCUUUGACAACGAGCACAGCCAGCUGCAGCAGCUCUCCAUGCUCCUCUUCCGGGAGCUGAUGGAGGCGACAGAGAGGAGCAAGAGCCUAAAGCCACACGUGUACCUGAGUCUGGUGCCAUUCUACUUCAACUGGCACAAUGAGAACCAGCGUGUGGCAGAGGCCUCUCGGAGAGCACUGUUUGGUGCAGCCAAGUUCCUGCAGUGGAGGGCUCUUGAGCAGUUGGUGACCAUGGAGCAACCAUGGAGGUUUCCUGAGUGCCUGGUAAGGACGGCCCCAAAGCCCCAGCCCCUGGCUCCCCUGGAGCACCCAGCCCUCUGCUCCCCCCAAACCCGGCCCCAGCGGCUGCUGGCCAGGCCUCAGGGCUCUGCGGGCAGGGGAGCCCCGUGCUGGGGGCAGGGAGCGCCCGGCCAAGGGGCAGAGCCUGAGCCGAGCCUUCCCUCCGUGCCCUGGCGCUCUUUGCAGCUGGAAAAGGACAGGAGCCGAGUGGGCCAGUACGUGCGCCAGGCCCUGCCGUUCCUGGAGAGCCCAGAGGAGCCCCUGCGAAAGCUGGCCAUCAAGUUUCUGGGGAUCGCCGCCAGGUCCAUGAAGCAGGAGCAGCCAGAGCUGCAGCUCAUCUGCCAGGCCCUUCAAGGCAUCACUGAUGACAGCCCUGCCGUCUCAGACCUGGCCCUUCAAACGCUUCACAUCAUCAGAGCUGUACGGAGAACUUCAUUCUUCCCAUUCUGGUAG
Molecule: messenger RNA, 2535 nt
Organism: Manacus vitellinus (golden-collared manakin)
Lineage: Eukaryota; Metazoa; Chordata; Aves; Passeriformes; Pipridae
Product: maestro heat-like repeat-containing protein family member 7
Exons: 14
Coding region: 421-2535 (704 amino acids)
Cellular component (GO): cytoplasm
Source: RefSeq, a predicted model, not a curated record